UUGGAAUCCCAGAGGGAUCUGUUAUUCUGAAAUUAGGGAUCUAAAUGGGAUUCUAUUCCCCCAGGACCAGGGAUCAACUGGGAUUCUAUUCCAGCAGGAUUCUGGCACCUCUGCUCUUUCUAAGAGAAUUUACGGAGUGAGCCAAUCUGGAGAGGAGAGAAAAAGAACAGGCAGUGGAAUCAGGAUGUGGAAUUUGUCCUUACUGAGCCGAGGCUAUGGAGAACUGGUGAACAGGGAGCACGAACGCCUGGACGUUUAUUUUGAAGCGCAGGAUUAUUUUAACUGGAGGUCUUGGAGGAAUACUGACUGUAUCUCCCUCAAGCUGUACAAUUCCAAAGACUUCGUACAUGAUUACCACAACUCAGCAGUUCCAAAAACCUUCAGCACGCGAAGAGGAGCCCUGGUUCUCUACUCCGAGGACUUGGCUUUGCGAACAUGGCAGCGGCAGUAUGGAGCAAAAUGGAGGCAGGCAACUCGGCUUCGACUCAGCACCCUGAGUGAUCUGGCCAGGGCUGUCCUUGCAUAUGGACGGAAAGAGAAUGGUUCAAGUCGAAACCAAAUAGAACCUUAUCUACACUUCCUCAUUGGGCACAAGAAUCGCCCAGGGAACCGCAAAAUCCGUCCUGGUUACUCAGCGAAGAGGUACCUCACCUGCUUGACUGAGACCUGCGACCCUAGCCUCCUGCACCGGCUGCAAGGCUCAGGUUGUAUCCGUGACCUGAGCUUACUGAGAGGAAUUUCCCUGAACUCACUCCUUCUCCAUCAGACUAAAUGUGACCUUUCUGAGGUGCCCAGACCAUAUCAAGUCCUUCCCUGCCUUCCCUUUUCUCCCCACUACCAGAACUGGCCAGAUUUGGAAGAGGAGGAGGAGGAGGAGAAUGGGGAAGAGCAUGGUCUUGAUGCAGCCUCCACGUAG
Pristis pectinata (smalltooth sawfish) is the source of this 916-nucleotide messenger RNA. RefSeq lists its product as uncharacterized. NCBI's taxonomy places the organism in Eukaryota, Metazoa, Chordata, Chondrichthyes, Rhinopristiformes, Pristidae. The coding region runs from base 185 to 916 and encodes 243 amino acids. The transcript has 5 exons. The record is from RefSeq and is a predicted model, not a curated record.